Molecule: messenger RNA, 1101 nt
Organism: Molossus molossus (Pallas's mastiff bat)
Lineage: Eukaryota; Metazoa; Chordata; Mammalia; Chiroptera; Molossidae
Gene: MCUR1
Product: mitochondrial calcium uniporter regulator 1
Exons: 9
Coding region: 1-1083 (360 amino acids)
Biological process (GO): calcium import into the mitochondrion; positive regulation of mitochondrial calcium ion concentration
Cellular component (GO): mitochondrion; mitochondrial inner membrane
Source: RefSeq, a predicted model, not a curated record
AUGGACUGUGACUCGGUCUCGGGAGAGGGGCCGAAGCGCCUGUCAGACCGCCGGCGGCUUCUGCUCUUCCUCGCUGGCCGCUGUGGAAGCCGGGGCGGCCGGGGCGUCCUGGCGCGCCUGUCCGCACUCCCGGAAGGUCUAGAGGCUCUGGUCCCCCACGCGCCGGCGGCCCGCGUGGCCUCGCGUGCUUCCGCACUGUACCUCCUGGUGCUGCUGCCCUCCCCGCGCCUGGCUGCCGCUGCCCUGCGCCGACCGCCGGGAGACUGGGAGCGCUCGCGCCUGGGGCCUUCGGCUGCCCCCGCCGGGCGCUGCUCGGCUUGGAGGUGCCAGCCCGGACUCGCCCCGGGCGGCGCCUGUGCAGCCAGCCCUCUCUACCUGUGCCAUGGCCGGGUGCCCGCCCUCACUUCCUCAAGGAGAGAACUAAGCCUCUCUGCUGGGUGCCUGCAGCUGGAGCACAAACACCGAGAUUUUACCUCCUCUGGGAAUAGGAAGCUCUACUUUGACACCCACGCCUUAGUGUGCUUACUCGAAGAAAAUGGGUUUACUACUCAACAAGCAGAAAUCAUUGUAUCCUCAUUGGUCAAGAUCACAGAGACCAACAUGGAUAUUGUUUAUAAAAACAUGGUCACCAAGAUGCAACAGGAGAUCACUCUUCAGCAAAUAAUGUCUCAGAUUUCUAAUGUGAAAAAAGAUAUGAUUAUUUUGGAGAAGAGUGAAUUUUCAGCCCUCAGAGCAGAAAAUGAGAAAGUAAAACUUGAACUACAUCAGUUAAAACAACAAAUAAUGGAUGAAGUGCUCAAAGUCCGAACAGAUACCAAAUUAGACUUCAAUCUAGAAAAGAGCAGAGUAAAAGAACUGUAUUCAUUAAACGAAAGGAAGCUGCUGGAAAUGAGGACAGAAAUGGUGGCAUUGCACGCCCAGCAAGACCGAGCUGUCACCCAGACAGACAGGAAGAUAGACACCGAGGUUGCUGGCCUCAAAACCAUGCUCGAGUCGCACAAGCUUGACAAUAUUAAAUAUUUAGCAGGGUCUGUAUUUACAUGUCUUACAGUAGCUCUGGGAUUUUAUCGCCUGUGGAUAUAAUGAAGUGUCUAUUUAAAG